Molecule: messenger RNA, 3069 nt
Organism: Mobula hypostoma (lesser devil ray)
Lineage: Eukaryota; Metazoa; Chordata; Chondrichthyes; Myliobatiformes; Myliobatidae
Gene: phgdh
Product: phosphoglycerate dehydrogenase
Exons: 12
Coding region: 8-1597 (529 amino acids)
Biological process (GO): L-serine biosynthetic process
Molecular function (GO): NAD binding; phosphoglycerate dehydrogenase activity
Source: RefSeq, a predicted model, not a curated record
AAGAAAGAUGGCUUUUUCGGUUCAUAGUCUCCUGAUCAGUGACAGCGUAGAUGCCAGCUGUAAGAAAAUCCUGGAGGAGAAUGGAAUCAACGUAGUAGAGAAGAAAAAUAUGACCAAGGAUGAACUGCUUGUUGAAAUAAAGGACUACAAUGGACUUAUAAUCCGUUCUGGAACAAAGGUUACAGCUGAUGUGAUAAAUGCUGCAAAGAACCUGAAGAUAAUUGGUAGAGCUGGAACAGGAGUGGAUAAUGUGGACAUAGAUGCUUCAACAAGGAAUGGAAUUAUUGUAAUGAACACACCAAAUGGAAAUACAAUCAGUGCUGCUGAAUUGACUUGUGGAAUGAUCAUGUGUUUGGCCAGAAAGAUUCCUCAAGGAGCUGCCUCCAUGAAAGCUGGAAACUGGGAGAGAAAAAAGUUCAUGGGCAUGGAGUUAUAUGGGAAAACACUUGGAAUUGUGGGACUUGGAAGAAUUGGUAAGGAAGUAGCAACAAGGAUGCAGUCCUUUGGAAUGAAGACCAUAGGCUAUGAUCCAAUAAUUCCUGCUGAGGUGGCAAGUACAUUUGGAGUAGAAUUCGUGUCUCUGGAACAACUUUGGCCUCAAUCUGACUUCAUCACUGUCCAUACACCUUUAAUGCCAUCUACUGAAGGAUUGUUGAAUGAUGAAACAUUUGCCAAAUGUAAAAAAGGAGUGAAGGUUAUUAACUGUGCUCGAGGAGGUAUUAUUGAUGAGGAAGCAUUGCUUCGAGCAUUGGAAUCCGGACAGUGUGAUGGUGCUGGAUUAGAUGUAUUUGUAGAGGAACCACCCAAGAAUCUCUGUCUUGUGAAUCAUCCAAAUGUAAUAGCAUGUCCACAUCUAGGUGCAAGUACCUGCGAAGCCCAGGAACGUUGUGGGAAGGAUAUUGCAGCUCAAAUUGUGGACAUGGUGAAGGGCAGCUCACUAGUUGGAGCGAUUAAUGCCCAGGCUCUCAGAUGUGCUGUGUUUCCUGAAACAAAACCCUGGAUCCAGCUUGGAGAAGCACUGGGAAUGGUGGCAAAAGCAUUUACUGGACAAGUAAAUGGUCAAACAAAAGUGCAUGUUGCAACAGCAGGUAUGUCUUUGAGAAACACUGAGCAUUGUGUUGCUUCAGCUGUGACUCUGGGGCUGCUUAAAGGAGACUUGGAAAACCAAGUAAACCUCAUCAACGCAUCUUUACUUGCAAAAGAAGCAGGAUUAACUGUAGUAGCCAAGCAUGAUGAUGCAGUUCCAGGCGAUCCUACUAAUGUAUGUGCAUUGGAGAUCUCUACUUCUAGUGCCUCCCAUAAGUUUCUGGGUUCCAUUCAAAUUGACCUUCCAGUGCUUCUGGAAGUUGAUGGAGCAGCAUUCAAACAGGCAGUUCCUCUCAGUGGAAAUUUGCUAAUUUACAAAGCUGAAGCGUAUUCCCAAGCUUUACAAUCUGUUGCAGGGGUGCUGGCUUCAGCUGGAAUUCAAAUUGAAUCAUACAAUGUUACAACUGCUGUGGAAGGACACCAGUGGUGCAUUAUGAGAAUUACUUCAUUGUUAGUAGAUUUGAAUCUUCUUGAGCAUUAUGUGAAGGUAUCAAUGCAGCUGACAAUAUGAAUAGCACGUUCUUCAUUUAGAAAAAAAGCAUCAAAAUUUAAAAGUCAAUUUGACCAGAAAAAGUGGUGUAUGGUUUGAAUUUACUGUAAUAAUCGUGCCUUUUUCAAUAGUACUGAUUAAAUUGACAAAAUGUCUAAUAAGCUAAUGUAAUCAGAAGCCAAUGCAUGAGAUUUUUUUCAGUAAUGUACCUCUGCCAUUAACAUAAAAGCAGAAAAUGCUCAAAAGUUGCAACAUGUCAGGCUGUGUGUUCAAAACUCUAUCCAUUACACCAUCGAACAAUCAUUUGUUUCUUGGAGACAGGCAAAUAAAGUAUGAUUGAGUAACUGCUGUUGAACUGAAAGUACUGAUAUUUCCUCUCACACCACACAGAAGGCUGAGAAGAUCCCAUGGCAAGUUAACUAUCUUAUGACUAUUCACAUCAUUAGAUUUGUUACCUUGGCAUUCCCACCUGAAAUAGUAACUGUGACAAACAGUCCUCAUCUAUGCAGAGAAUACUGGCAUUAGGGGCUUGUCAAAAGAGAAGGAACAGUUCAACAGUAUCAAGCCAGAAGUUUAAGUUUCUAGAAAGAGUCUUGUGUCUGAUAAAUCAUCACCAAAUCAUUCAAAAGCUCCUCAGUGGUAGGUCUCUUGAGGGCCUGUGUGGUUGGAACAUCUUUCUUCAGGGUCUCAAUGACUUUGAAUGAUUAUACUGAUGCUGAGCAUAAGUACAGAUAACCCCCAUGACCAUUAUGACCAUUAGGGUUAUGGAAAUACACACUUACAUAAUUCACAAACCUCUACUCAAAAAAAUUUGAGAUAUGGAAUAAAAUUGGUUCUUGGGAUUUAUUUGAGGGAGAAAAAAAUGUAAAUACACAAAAUUAUUUUCAACUCGUGUUUCUUGACACUUGGAAAUGAUGUGGCUUCAAACUAUAGAACACUGUGAUAUGGAUUACUUUAUAUGAACACAACCACCCCUCCCCCCAAUAACAUGGUGGUUACCUGUGUUCCUAUUACAUAGAAUAUUAAUAACAAAAUGUUCUCCAUCAAAACAUCUGAAGGACGUACUUUUGUUUUUGUAAACCACACCACUACACUGCAGAUAACGUAGCUAAGGUACUGCCUGACCUGCUGAGUUCCUCUAACACUUUGUGCGUGUGUGUGCGUGUGUAGCGGUAAAUUGGCCAGUGCUGGUUCGCGACCAGUCUCAAAUUUGAUAUUGCCACGACUCUCAAAGGACAAGAGCCAGUAAGGAAUCCAACACAAUAAAUAACGAGACCACAUUGUGACACUUGCCACUGCAAUUCAGCAGUGUCAGAUUUCCACGAAUUAUAUUUGCCAAAUGAAAGAUCAUCAGCCUGAAAUGUUAACUGUUCUCUCCACAAAUAUAGUUAACCUACUGGGCAUUUUCAGUAUUCGUCUGUUUUUGUUUUUGACCUUUGUUGGAAAACUUAUCAUUGUUUCAGCAAUAAUUGACAUUCAUUAAUAAAUUUACG